Pistacia vera is the source of this 660-nucleotide messenger RNA. RefSeq lists its product as uncharacterized. Bases 1 to 660 code for a protein of 219 amino acids. The transcript is spliced from 5 exons. Lineage: Eukaryota; Viridiplantae; Streptophyta; Magnoliopsida; Sapindales; Anacardiaceae. The record is from RefSeq and is a predicted model, not a curated record.
AUGAACAAGAAAGCUCAGCUCGUCAUUUUUCCUAUACUAGGCAUUGGAGAACUCGUCUCCACCGUGGAGCUGGCCAAGCUCCUCGUUCACUACCACCACCACCUCUCCAUCACCGUCCUCGUCAUGAAACUACCCUUUGACUCCGAAGUCUCUGCAGCCAACCGUAUCAACUUUGUUCAUCUUCACAACGAUCACCUCCCACAUCCAGGAUCCAACCCCAGAAAUUCUUCACUUUAUUUAUUGAAUCUCAUCAACCCCAUGUCAAAGAAGCUGUCUCUAAGCUUUUUCACUCCAAGUCAGCGUCCGAUGACUCACCUAGACUCGCUGGGUGCCACUGAUGCGGACUAUAGUCCUAGUUUUGGUCAUAAAGGUGUUAGUGUUGCUGGCUAUAAUCCUCACUUGCAGUCUAAUCAGUUUUCAGGAGAGGAAGAGAUUAUGGUAGAGGUUAAUUAUAGAAACAAGCCUAUUUAUCAUGUGCUACAGUCAGAGAACCAGUUUGGUACAUCAAGUCAAGAGUCACUGAUCAUGUCACAACGAUUUGAGUCAGUUGUUGUAAAUGCAAGCUACACUGGCCAGGAUCAAACUCAAGGUGGAAUUAUUUAUGAACCUCUUGUGAGGAGAGAAGUCUACCGGAGGAGGAAGGUUGAUGAACCUUACUGA